AUGACCUUACCACCGAUCACGUUGACACAUUUUUCCAAAGGCGUGCCAUUCGAAGCGGAUUGGCAGACGGAGCAUAUCUCGAAACGGCGAAAGUGGUUGAUCGUCCGUAAAAUUUCCAUUAUAAUCUCGCAAUUUCAUAGUAUCCACCGUGAUAGAGGGCGGAAUAUAAACGAGGAGCGUCCUACGAGAUUGCCAAACGAAAUUGAACCACUGAUCCCGACGUUUCAUUUAUCUUGCUCUCCUCCACGAGAAGCCAUGGUGACGAAAAAAUGGCAACUCCUCAACUACUUGUCCUUCCUUCUGCUGAACCAACCGACAAUAUACGGGGUAACUUCGAAACACCUGCACCUGAAGAUCCUCGUGCCGGAUGUGAUCAACCACCACACUCACACGAGGACGGUGCUCCUCCACGUCCACGUGCCGACACCUAAGAAACCGAGAACGUACAAGAAGCACGAGUACAGCUCGAAUUGGAGCUCGUGGAGCCGCGGCCGUUAUCACAAUCACAGGGACGAGUACGGCGACCACGAGCUCGAUCACGAGAAUUAUCACGACGAGAAAUCGGGCAGAAAUGGGAAACGGCCGGAGGAUGAUAAACGGCGCAGGCAGAAGUAUUUCCCCGUCUACGAUUAUCACAAAGAGUAUCCCUCGUCCUACGAUGCGGAUGGCAACGAUUUGGAGGAGAAGGAUCGGAGUCGUGACAGUUACGCGGUGCACGAAGACGUGAACGACAUACCGCCAAAUACGGAGACGGUGUCGUAUAAUUACGAGGAAGGGUAUAGGAAGGGGGGAGAGGUGGAGAGUGGGCAUAUUCGAGCGGAUCAGACGCGCAAGUUUCACGAAGAUCAUCACGAGGAGCAGGGGGACGCGGAGAACGAUGGCUUCAAGGACGAGUUUGAAACGAAGACGGACGCCGGAAGGUAUUUGGUCGACGACGUGGAGUACGAGAACACUAGGGAUAAACGUCAUCAUGGUCGAAGGGCGAGAAAGAUUCGUAAAAGCGUUGAUGAGAAUGUGUAA
Apis laboriosa (Himalayan honeybee) is the source of this 1020-nucleotide messenger RNA. RefSeq lists its product as uncharacterized. Lineage: Eukaryota; Metazoa; Arthropoda; Insecta; Hymenoptera; Apidae. The coding region runs from base 1 to 1020 and encodes 339 amino acids. The record is from RefSeq and is a predicted model, not a curated record. The transcript has 3 exons.